AUGAACGACAUACCCUUCACCGCGAUAGAGCCUUCCACGUCGCACACCCAUACCGUCGUCUUCCUGCACGGCCGUGGGGAUAAUGCGCGCAACUUCGCAGCCUCACUGGUGCAUCUGCGUGGCUCGCAUGGCCGCAAUCUGGGCGAAAUGUUUCCCUCUUUCCGCUGGGUAUUCCCUCAGGCGCCUAUGCGCAAGUGCGCUAGUUCACCUGAGACUUGGCCACAGUGGUUUGACGUGUGGGAUGUGCGCGAUUUCACCAUCAAUGAGGACCUGCAAGCCGUAGGGCUGAAGGAAGUUGUUCCUGCUAUCCGUCGUAUUCUGGCCGAUGAGGCCGCGAAGCUGGGAGGGCGAUGGGACCAUCUGAUCUUAAUGGGUAUUAGUAUGGGUGGUGCGACGAGCGUACAUACCCUCUUCAAUUUGGAUGUGCCUCCAGAUGCGGGAGGGAGGCUUGCGGCUUUCAUUGGCUUUUCGUGCAGGUGUCCAUUUGUCGGUCGCGAUCUCGCUAGAAUGAGAAAUGCUCUGGGUCUCGAGGAAGGGGUACCUGAAGAUGCCCGUGUCAUUCAAAAUACGCCCGUGCUACUUGAACACUGCGUCGAUGACCCACUUGUCCUCAUUCAGCACGGCCGAGGCUUGAGAGACACUCUACGUGGAUUCGGUGCGCAAGUUGAGUGGAAAGAAUAUGGGAGCGACGAACAUUGGUUUAACUCACCUACCGGUACGAACGACAUUGUGGAUUUCCUAAAUAGAAAUCUUGAGCUUGGGAAGAAUAGCGCCGCUCUAACAGAAUAG
Messenger RNA from Hypoxylon trugodes, 789 nucleotides. Its product is annotated as phospholipase/carboxylesterase family protein. Gene Ontology annotation, molecular function: carboxylic ester hydrolase activity; palmitoyl-(protein) hydrolase activity. The record is from RefSeq and is a predicted model, not a curated record. The transcript has a single exon. Bases 1 to 789 code for a protein of 262 amino acids. Gene Ontology annotation, cellular component: cytoplasm. Gene Ontology annotation, biological process: protein depalmitoylation. Lineage: Eukaryota; Fungi; Ascomycota; Sordariomycetes; Xylariales; Hypoxylaceae.